Molecule: messenger RNA, 3544 nt
Organism: Chiloscyllium plagiosum (whitespotted bambooshark)
Lineage: Eukaryota; Metazoa; Chordata; Chondrichthyes; Orectolobiformes; Hemiscylliidae
Gene: tmem72
Product: transmembrane protein 72
Source: RefSeq, a predicted model, not a curated record
GAAUGCACAAAGGAGAGGUGAUUUGCUGCAAGGAGUCAUUAACCCUACUUGCAUGAUGUUUUGGGUAAUGAUUAAUCAAAUUGGAUUUUGGAAAACAAGCAGUAAAGUACAGUCACUCUAACCUUGACUAGGUUGUCGCUGUGUUAACUGGUUAGGAGUGGCAACAUCCACAGUCUGAUGGGUAAACCCCUCAAGUCUCCUUAUUUGCAAAACACAGAGUGGAGAGCGAGGCAGUGGGCCAAGUCAGAAUCCACCGAAACAGCUUGGUGAGGAAACCUGCUUUAAAAGAGAAUAUUGGACCAAUUAGUAAGAAAAUUGAUCUGCAUGGCUGCAACAAGAUUUUGGGGAGUGCUGGACUGCAUUUGCAGAAUCCUGGGGAUUAUAACUGCUGCAGUUCUUCUAGGAGUGGGGAUAGACACUGCAGUUCAAGGGCAGUUCAUGAAACUGGCUGCUUAUUUGCUAUUUGCUGCCACAGUCCUCAUCAUUUUGGAAAGCCCGUAUUUCAUUGGCAUUGUGUUCGUCCAAAACUGUCCCAUAUUCUUUGAUAAAAUGGACAGCAAGAUUUGGAAUCUUUGGAAGAAGGCAAUGAGGCCGAAUGGUUUACAGAAGUUUCUUAUUUUCAUCUUUCUGUCCGUGGCUUGCUUUUUACACCCAAUUCUUAUUUGGCAUGCAACUAUCCCAGGCGCCAUGUUGAUAGUGAGUGGUCUUGCCUACUUUUUUUUGAACCUGAGAAAACGGUAUCAAAGGAACAUGCCGGAGGUGGCAAACAUACAGGUAUGUUCCCAGGACUAUAUCAACGCCGUGGCCCUGACAGAUGCUGGGCAGAUGGAACAAACCUACCGCUUCCAUCAUGGCACCGCAGAGAAGAAAUUAGCUGGCAUCAGCUACAUGUGUAACAUCUUUCGAUUCAACAGCAAAAGGCCACUGUCCAAUGAAAGUGUACGGACGCUUCAAGAAAGCACUUUUGGCAACCUGAGCAUACAUCUGAAGAACAAACACGCACCGUUUCUGGAAAGUUCUGUUAAAAUUAUCCCACCUGAGCCUAAUAGCCUGGAAGAGCAUGAAUUGGAAUCAGAAGAAACCACCUUUGACAAAGCAGCAAUAAUACCAAAGUGAGGGUUUAUUCCACAAUGUUGGUGUGUAUUCACAUUCCAAAACACGCCGUUGUGAUUGAAUACGGACAUCAACAUUUUUAUGACUGCAAAGUAUCUGCCGAAAGAAAGCUUUGUUUUCCUGUAGAGCCUUUCACAUAUCCACGAUAGCUGCAAAUGAUUCACAGCCACUGAUUUACAUCUUGAAGUGUCGUCACUGCUGUUUUGAUGCCAAACACUGCCAUUUGUGCACAGCAAGCUCCCACAAUAAGAUAAGUCAGCAGUUGGCCUUCUUUUGGUUGUGUUGUUUGGACGAUCAGUGGCCAGAUCACCAUGAGCAAAGGCAUCAUUUUAUAUUUGACUGAACCAUCUUGGGGCUUCAGAUUAAUGCCUUACUUGAUAGACUUUGACAAUGCAACGUCCCCUCAAUACUGCAACCAAAUUCAGGAGUAGGGUUUGAAGGAUUACUUUUUGACUCUGGAUGGCGUUGACACUUGUCACCAAUGGCACUGGAUAUUUAUUUGUAUAAACAAGAUUGUGUGAUUCACUAGGGACUUGAAGGUUGCAUCCCAGCAGUGGGGUACAGGGUGCAAUGGAGAAUGGUGCCUAGUGAAAGCAAAGUAACUCUCUAUGGGACGGGGAGUGUCAGAGCAAGAUCAUAAACCUGUAGCAGUAAUUCAGUCUCAUGUGACAGGUUUAGAUUAGCAAUGCAUUCAUGCAAUACAUUCACACAGUGUAACUGCGAAGAAAGACAAAGGGAUUUCAUAAUCACUGCGAUACAGACUAAAAGGGCAGUGAUUGUCACAAUCUGUAGUGAAGUCAUAAGCACAUGACUGUUAAAUGCAUUUACAAUCUCGCCAUGUAUAAUGGUGAGAACAUGUCUUAUCAUGUCCUUUGCUAAAGGAGAAAAAUGGGGACAAUUCGCUGGAUAAUUUUGGCCAAUGAUUGUACUGCUAAAUGUGAAAGGGUUAACAGUAAGAUCACUUUUUUUGUUACUGGUGUAUUGUUACCCUUUUUGAAUCCUUUUUUGUGUUUCAUCCCCCACCACUCCCCUUUUUAAUCAUUCACACACAGAAAAAAAGAAAUUGUUCUACUUAUAUUACCAAUGAAAAAACUGUUUGCCUUGUUCCGUAAGAGCCCAUUUCAGAGAUGGCUCUCAUUGCCAUUCAUUUGGAACCUGAGAAGACAGGAGCAGGAGGAGGCCAUUCGUGGUCAUGGCUAAUCACGCAACUCAGUCCCCUGUUCCCACUUGUGCGGUAUAUUGCGGAUUUUCUCCCCCACUUGGGACAACGGAGUUUACUUCACCUUCCUGUCCCUCUGUCCUGCAGUAGCUCGUGCUACCCAGCCUGGCCUUAUUCCCUUCUCCCAUGCAUCCUUCAAACUAAGGGAAAUCCCCAAUGAGAUGCUAAUGGUCAAACAUUCCCUUUCUUCUGCUGGUUCCUAUAAGGAAUUCAAUAAGUAGCACAGCACUUACGCCCUUUAGGUAAAGUCCUCAAAUAAUUUCCAAAAUAAGUGCCAAUAGAAUUAUGGCAAAAGUACCAAGUCUCCCAAAGGCUUUUUCAAAAGUUCUCUUCAAGCACCUGAGGCAACUGAAAGCUUAGAAGGUGGUAUAUCUUCAGGUAACAUUCCCAACAAUGACUAAUGUCCUUCUAUUUGAGUAUUGGGGUACCCAAAACAAUAUGCAGCCUUUUUAGUGAGUGCUACCGGUUAAUUUAAUUGUCAAUGGAUCCUCAAUGAUCCUCCGGGCAGCCCUUUCAAACACUGACUUCAGCUCCCUUCCAAGAUGGGGUCUUGCAUGAACAUGGACUAAAUCUCCAUUUCAUCACUUCAGCAUCUAAAGAUACUGGAGCAAUCACACUCACCCCUCUUCUCCGACCCCCUGGUGGGUUAGUACUGUCAUAGAUGCCCACACUGUUGAAAAUUACAUCCAUGGGCUGUUUAUAAUGGGUCUAACAUAGCUCUAACAUAUCAGAUUCACCACAGCAGUAUAUCAAGGGCAGUAUGACUCCUCCCAAUGAAUUCAGUCCUUAUGCUCCAACGGUUGGUUCCAAUAGAAAUAUUUGCAACCUGAUUAAUGUUUAGAGUGUUCCUUUGAAGGUCAUUGGUAAGUAUAAAGACACGGAGUUGGAUUUUCCUAUGGGGUUAUGAAAUGGAAGUCUGGGCUAUUUUUGACUUCCAACCUUGCCUUGGAGGUGCCAGGUAACAAUGGCAAAGGCUGGUGGAUCAGUUCUUGAAGAUGGAGGACCAGUCUCAUGCCUCAUGGCCCACUUCUCAUUCCACUAAAGCAGCCAGCGUCAUAACUUAUUAAAGUGUGUAGAUGAACUAAAAGGUAAAGUCACCAUAGCCAUACCAGACUAUAGAGCUACGCUCUCAUUAGUGAGAGAUAACUGGUGGUGGUUUCUAAUCAACCAGUUCAGAGGUGUUAUUACAUCCUCUCUGGAGCAGGUGGGAAU